This is a messenger RNA of Prorocentrum cordatum, 4629 nucleotides long. NCBI's taxonomy places the organism in Eukaryota, Dinophyceae, Prorocentrales, Prorocentraceae. The record is from the annotation of a GenBank genome assembly.
AUGUCGAAAUGCGCCCAUCUGGACCAGAUGCGUCAGGGGUCCAACCUUGCCGUAGACCUGAUCCAGUGCAAGAGCUGCGGGGAGAUCCUGUUCAAGCACCACUUCGCGAAGACGAGCGACCAGAUGCUAUUCCAGUGUGUUCGCUCCCAGCAGUAUAUCCACCGCCUGGAGACCACGGGUACGGCCCAGCCCGUGGCGCCCAGGAUGAACCAGUCGAGCUCCUCGGACAGCGAGGCCACGGCGACGACAACGGCGCCAACGUCAAUGCCUCCACCGAGCCCUCCAGGGGCCACCAAGAAGUUGCCCGAGCGCCUGUCGGCCGAGGUCAUUCGGAAGCUCACGGACACGGAGGUGCAGCAGAUCAUCGAGAGCGAGAGGAUCAAGAUCCGCCAGGAGGAGCAGCAGCGCCUCGCGAUGGAGAUCCUCCAGAAGGGCCUCAUCGACACGCCGACGGACCCGACGGAGGUGGACGACAGGGCCAGGCCGAGCAAGAGGCUGGGCGUCAGCCAGAUGCCCAAGGCCGAGUCGAUUCCCGUGCCAGAGGCAGCCGAGACCUAUGGCAGGCUGGACCUCGCAGAAGUGGCCUGUGUGUCCGACUCCAGGCUCACGCACGCGAUGAUCGGGCAAGGAGGCAAGGCCGAGAGAUUCAGCGACUGGAACGGGUAUGACUUCUCCACCAGGUCGGGUGCAGAGAAGCUCGUGAAGGCUUUGCGGGUCAAGAGGCCUCGAAGAGUUUGGUUUUCCCCACCGUGCGGAGCAGAGUGCCCAUGGCAGAAUCUGAACCCCGUAACGGCGGAGUCGGAGAAGAAGCUGAUCAAGACCAGACGUAUCCAGCGGAACGUCAAAUGGGCUAUCGGUCAGCUGCUGAACGAGGGUUUCUGCGACAUAUACCUCGAGCAGUCGGGACGCUGCAGGUCGUGGACAGGCAACUUCAAGGAGCUCAAGGAGUCCAUGCAUGGCUGCAGGAUUCACGGGUGCAUGUAUGAUAUGAGAGACGAGCAGAGCGGUCUCCUCAUACGCAAGGACUGGCACAUCGCGACCACUGACCCGCAGUUUGAGAAGAAGGUUGGGAGGACCUGCCCUGACUUGCAUCUGCAGAUGCCGCUGGAAGGCGGCACGAGGGUGGCACUGUCAGCGAAUUAUCCCGUGAACCUGUGCCGGAGGAUCGCCCAGCACUUCAUGACCAGGGCCACCUCGGACGAGGCCCUCGCCUAUCUGGUGCAGGCCCACAACGAGUUGGACGACGAGCUGUGUGCAGCGGGCUACAGGCGCUUGCGGGAGAAGCGGCCCGCCUCUGAAGGACCACCACCGCCGCCGCCGAAGCGCCCAACGCUGGAGCCCACAGCUCCCGAGAGUCAAGGAGAAAGCGCAGGCGGUCAAGUACCAGCUCCUGAUCCGGACGAAGCUGGAGAUGCUCAAGUCCCUCCAGAAGGCGAGGCGCCCCCGCCGACGCCCGAGUCGAGAGGUCAAGAGCAGUCGAUGGGCAAUCUCAGACUGCCACUGCCAAGGAGUGUCCAGACCUGUACCAAGGCAGAGUUGCGCGAGCUGGAGGCCAUCAUCGCACACAUCCAUCGGAAUUUCGGACACUGCAGUAUGAGCACGGUCAGCGCCGCCCUCAAGUCUCGCAAGGCGGACCAGAAGAUCAUCGACCUUUGCAGACACUACGAGUGUCCGUCCUGUAAGGCAGCUCAAAGGUUUCAGAUGCGACCUAUUGCCAGCUCAGAACCAACGUUACCCGCUCCUGGUACCGAGAUGGGUUGCGACAAUUUCUAUUGGACACAUCCUCGACGAGCCUACCAAAUUCGUGGGACCCUCUGUGCAGACUAUGACAGCCGCUUUACCCAGACGCCGAUUCCCUGUCAGAAGGGGGUCGAGGAGCAUUGCGGCAACACCACCGCGAAGGAGAUGAAGGAGGUAGUGCUGAAGGACUGGAUCCACCACUACGGCAAGCCGGAGGUUUUCAGGACAGAUCCCGAGGGUUGCUUCAAGCAGGUCGAGCAGCGCGCCUGGGUCUCGGGUAACGGCAUGGAGUGGAGACCGGAACCCGGAGAAGCUCACUGGCGAAUGGGAGUGAUCGAAAGGUGCAUCGAGACUGUCAAGGAAAUCGCCACUCGCCUCGCCUGGGAGCUACCAGACGACACAGAUCCCGCGGACAUCUUUCGCUGGGCUUGCGUGGCCAACAACGACCUGAUGCGACACCAAGGCUACAGCCCGAUGAUGCUCAUGAUGGGUCGCACCCCGUCGGGGCAAGGCCUGGAGCAAGUGGAGAAUCCUUCGGUCCUGAGCGCAAAUGUGGUGGACAAACACUUCCAGGAGGUCACGCGCAUCAAGGCGGCUGCCUACAAGGCGUGCGUGGACGUCUACCUGUCGGAGAAGACGAAGCGUGCCCUGCUGGCCAAGACGAGGCCGUUCAAGACAUGGGAGCCUGGUGAGAAGGCACACUACUGGCGAGGUGCGAAGAUUAACAGUCACAAGACUCGACCAGGUAUCGCUGGUCGAUUUCACGGUCCCGCCACUGUCUUGAUGCAGGAGCGCGAGAUGAAGAACGGAGUUGCGGUGCGUCGAGGAGUUGUCUGGCUUGUUGACGGUGACCGUCUCGUACGAGCAGCGGCCGCUCACCUCCGCACGACUACGAAAGCGGAGCGGACCCUGGAGAGCAUCUCCGCAGGGAGCUCCGACCACUUCAAGAAGAUUCUGCAGGUCUCACCGCCUCCUAUGCCCGCGCAGAAUCCAGCUGAACCGGUACCGACGCCGACCAGAGACCAGUUCGACGAGAGCGAGCCACCACCAGAAGGUUACAACAAGCGGGAAGCCAGUAAGGAACCUUCUGAAGAUCCAGAUCCCAAGAGACAUCGCGCCGACUUUGCUGGGUACGUGGGCCAUCUGUGCCAGAAGGCGUCGACGCUUGUCAUGCCCGAGCUCGGUCGUGCCGAGCCCGAAUCUGAGGGCAGUGCGAAUUGGGUCUCACCCUGGGAGUAUGAUCAGAAGACGAAGGCUUCCGACCUGGUGGGCUUCGUGGGCGAGGACGAGCCGAACCUCGCGAUCAUGAUCGGCUUCGCGCUGGAGGAGUCGGAUAUGGAUCAACUCAGCCGGAGGCCUGACAAGGCCCUCGCCGCGAUGGUCAAGCAGAACAAGGUCGAGGUGAAGCUCAAGAACCUUACGGCAGAGGACCGUGAGAAGCUCCCGAUCGCGAAGGGUAACGAGAUCAAAUCUUUCCUCAAGUAUCGAGUCUGCGAGGCAGCCAGUCGUGCAGGAGUACACCCUGGAGCCCUGAUGAAGAUGAGAUGGGUCAUGACAAGGAAAGAGACGGGCGACCUUAAGGCUUUCCUGGGCGUCUCCGCCUCGAUGGGCUUUCAGGUCUUCAAGGGUGACGUCAAGGCAGCUUUCCUACAAGGACAGCUCAUAGGUCUGGCCGUAGCCCACGUGGACGACCUCAUGAUUGCGAUUGACCAGCACUCGGACCUUGCAGUGGACGUCCUCCAGCAGCUCCAUCGAGCCUAUGAGUGGGGAAGCUGGGAGACUCAAGAUUUUGUUCAGUGCGGGACGCGGAUUCGACAAGAAUAUGAUGGACGCACGAAGUCAUGGGGCCGUAUCCAUCUUAACAUGAAUGAAUACGCCCAGGAGCUCGUGGAGAUAGAUAUUCCCGCACAUCGACAUCGUGAUCCCGAGCAGCCGGUGACAUCGUCAGAAGCUACCCGUCUACGAGCCGCCUUCGGUCAGCUCAUGUGGUUAGCUACGCAGGGCGUGCCCCUCAUCGGGGCAGAGCUGUCACGGCUGCUGGCUUACAGUGAUUUCGCCACGGUGAAUACUCUCCUGCAGGCCAACAAGCUCAUCAGGCGCACCAAAUUCGAGGCGACCGAAGAGCUCAUCAUGGAGAAGCACGCGAAUCCGUGUGCGGUCGGCUAUUCGGACGCAGCCUGGAAUGUUCGACGUGAUGGUUCUUCACAGGGUGGUUUCUUGAUCUUUCUGACUGACUAUACCUUGAUGCAGAACCGAGAGGCGCCGAUCUCUCUGCUGGCUUGGGCAUCGGCGAAGUUGCCGAGAGUGUGUCGGAGCUCGAGCGCGGCCGAGGUACAAGCCGCCAGUGAGUUUUGUAGGCUGCUGCUGAGCGAGAUCCUGCUGGGACCCGCGCCUCUCAAGCAGUGGACUUCAAGCUGUGCGAAGAUUUCUGGCGCUUUGGUCCCGGACUGCCGCGGCGUGUUCGAUGCUCUGGAUCGGUCCGAGAGCAGCGCCCUCGGCAUGAAAGACAAGAGGAGCGCGCUGGAGGCCCAGGCCCUCAAGCGCGGCAUGGCCGUCACAUCCACAUCCCUGAGGUGGUGUCACAGUGGGGCGCAGCUGAGCGAUUGUAUGACCAAGAACUCGGAGAAGGCUCGCGCCAGCUACAACCUUUGGCAGCAGCGAGGCACCUGGAAGUUGAUAUACGACGCUAAUUUUAUUUCCGAGAAGCAGAGAAGACAGCGAGGACUGCAGACACUAGACCAGGCCACAUAUUUCGCAGUUGAUGACGACGAUGCCUGGCAGUUGUACACGGAGGAUUUGGAGAUCAAGGAGGAGGCAGAUAUUCCCCAAGACUUUCGUCUUUCGGAAGCGGUGAGCGUGAUGAGACAUGAUGCUACCUCCGUGCAGUAG